Pomacea canaliculata is the source of this 2212-nucleotide messenger RNA. RefSeq names its product 1-acyl-sn-glycerol-3-phosphate acyltransferase alpha-like. The transcript is spliced from 7 exons. The coding region runs from base 261 to 1085 and encodes 274 amino acids. NCBI's taxonomy places the organism in Eukaryota, Metazoa, Mollusca, Gastropoda, Architaenioglossa, Ampullariidae. Gene Ontology annotation, biological process: phosphatidic acid biosynthetic process. Gene Ontology annotation, cellular component: membrane; endoplasmic reticulum. The record is from RefSeq and is a predicted model, not a curated record. Gene Ontology annotation, molecular function: 1-acylglycerol-3-phosphate O-acyltransferase activity.
UUGUGUGCCGAUGAGUUGGCUUUAAUAAACUGCGUGAUAGGGAUAUUUUAGUUUUUGUACCGGUUAAUAUUAGCGUCUGGUGCGGGUAGCAGACGACAGCGGGAGACUUCAGCGAGCAGACGACGGAGGUGGAGACUAAGCGGAAAACAGGACUUCGGACGUCAUCAAUUCUUGCGUAUCCUGUUGUAAAACAAGACAACACCACGACAGACGACCUUUGAACCAAUAUAGACAACUGAGCAGUCGAGACCCAUGUGGAAAUGGCGCUUGAAGUCGUCCAAUGGGUUUUCAUUGCAAUUCUUCUAGUUUUACCAUUGUUGUACGAAUUAAACGGCACAUUCAAAUACUAUGCGAAAAUAUUUCUUUACUAUACGAGCGUACAACUUGUCGCGGUUGCUGUUAUAUUGUGUUCUCUAUGGCGUCCAGGCGAUGUGGAAAAUUAUCGCUAUGUGGCCACUUUUGUCAAUGAGUUGAGAAAGCUGUUUGGAAUAGACAUUGAGGUGCGGGGCCGGGAGCAUCUGAAGGGAAGUGAGGCAUGUAUCAUUGUAGCCAAUCAUCAGACUUCACUUGAUUUUUUUGGAAUGAUGGCGAUCUGGCCAGAUCGCUGUGUGGCACUGGCCAAGAAGGAGCUCCGCUAUAUGUUCUCAUUCGGUCUGGCGGCUAUCCUGACUGGAACCAUCUUUAUCGAUCGCUUGAAUCGUGAAAAAGCUUUGAGUACAAUGGAGGAGACAGCAGCUGGAAUCCGCAAUAAAAAGGUAAAGGUUUUUAUAUUUCCGGAAGGAACACGCAACCAUGAUGGAGGGGUUUUACCCUUCAAGAAAGGUGCCUUUCACCUGGCUGUUCAGGCUCAGGUGCCAGUUAUUCCAGUUGUGUUUUCUUCUUACAAUGACUUCUACAAUAAGAGGGAAAAACGAUUUGAUACAGGAAAGCUGACAAUUACCUGCCUGCCCCCUGUGUCAACAGAAGGGAUGAAACAGACAGACGUUGCAGCUCUUACGGAACAUGUGAGAGAGCAAAUAUUGGAGAUAUUCAACCAGUCAUCUGCUGAAGUACGUCAGCCCAAGUUCACGAAUGGGCUACGAUAAAAAAGUUACCAGAAUAAGUCAGAUUUUUUAAUUCUUAAGGAAUUAACUUUUGCAUCUAGAAGUUACUAUCCUUUAGUUCACACUUGUUGCCCAUAUCAUUUGUUGAUAUGAUUUUGGUGCAGAUGCUUUAUGCAAACAGUGUUUCUUUUUUGCUCUGUAGAUCUUUCACAUCAGUGGAAGCACUUAGCCCAACAAACAAUGUCUGAAAUUCGUUCAAGCAGGUUUUAAGUAACCACUCACAACAAAAGACAUUAAGCUUUGACCAGAAUGCUAGUGGCAACCUUCAGCAACAAAUGAGCCCAACGGUCUUCAUGCAGAUUCAGAUUUAUAGUCCCAAUCAGCAAAAAAAUGUUUGGGUGAAACUGUAUUCAGUAAGGUUUGAUUAGUUUAGUUUAUUCCUUGUUGCUCCUUUGAGGAGCAUAGGGCUGCUAGGUUUGAUUGGUAGAAGCUUAUAUAGUUGAUGCAUUUUUAACAUUGCAUGAUUUAUAGAUAUACUUAAAGUUAAAAGGUCUUGUAUUAAUGGCAAAGGGGAAAAACACCCCCCACCCCCCCAAAAAAAAAAUUGCAUUCUUCCAGAGUCUCAUAAUCUUAUAUUUUUUCAGCCUCAUCAAAAGUUCGUUAUAUUAGAGAUAUAUUUCUACUUAAACAAACUGGGACCUUCAAGAAAGUUAAAAUAUGUAUAGAUUGCCAGUGCUUUUUAGAUUGAGAUGUGUGUGUACACACAUAUGAGGAAAAACCCUCUCUCCCUCUGUUCAAUGAACAGAAUUGGUUGCAUUUUUCUUUAUUUUUUUUUUUUCUGGUACUUGUGGUAUUUUUUAAACCUUACUUUCUUUUCAUGGUUUGGAUACACAGGUCCGCAUAUUUAUAAUUCCUUGUCUAGACGAAUGGUUGUCUGAAAGUAGUCAAGUCAUGAUGUAACUAGUACCUUAAAAACGUUGAGUUUCCAUGUCAGUUGACAUGUUUGUGCAUGCUUUGCCAAAAUAUUUUUAAAAGAUGUCUGGUAGAUCUCAUUUUAUAUGUUCAUAUGAAACCUUUAUUUUAAUGAUCUUGGAAUGUACAUGAUCAGGGAGCUUAGUUUUCCUUUGCCAAAAAAAAAAAUGCUUAGAUUUAAAGGCACCCCCCCCCCC